AUAUAUUGCAGAGAUCCACCAAGAUCUUUACCGUUUUUGAUAUCCCAAAGAUCAUGUUAAAAAUACUGUAAUUCAGCGCUUCAGAAUUCAUGUUGAAUGGCAAAGGAAGACCGUAUGGUUUAUGUGAGCUAAGCACGGCUGACCAAAAACGGUGAUAUCCAAACCCUGAACUCCUUCGGAAGGAGUCCUUCCACACCGCAGUCCCUGGUUUACGGUAACCAGAUUUCGGACAAAGGUCGGAGUUGAUGGGCAAGUCAACGCUCAACGACGAUCGUGCACCUGGCUCAUCAUGCUCGCUGGCAGUCCUGAUAAUUCAGAUACGAAAGGAGAUAUGAGUAGCUCAACAACAUCUGCGUUUUCUUCUCCUUAUCUCCCGGGGCCCGGCGUCCACCCAGAACACCAGUACCUUUCCCUUAUCCGUACCAUUCUACAACAGGGCUAUCCUCGCGCAGAUCGCACAGGAACUGGCACGCUCUCACUGUUUGCACCACCCCAACUGCGAUUCUCACUUGCUGAAAACAGUUUUCCCUUGCUCACCACGAAACGCGUACCUCUUCGGAUUGUUUUCGAAGAAUUAAUGUUCUUUAUUCGAGGUCAGACGGACUCGACCAUACUGUCCAAAAAGGGAGUCAAGAUUUGGGACGGAAAUGGGUCUAGGGAGGCGUUAGACAGAAUAGGUUUAGUCGAUAGGCGUGUUGGUGAUUUGGGUCCUGUUUAUGGGUUUCAGUGGAGACAUUUCGGAGCUGAAUACGUCAACGCCGAUGAGGAUUACAAAGGAAAAGGGGUGGAUCAGCUGAGAGAAGUAAUACGACUCAUCAAGGAGAAUCCCGCAGAUCGAAGGAUUAUUAUGAGCGCUUGGAAUCCGGCAGACCUCUCGAAAAUGGCUCUUCCGCCAUGCCACAUGUUUUGCCAAUUCUAUGUCUCUACACCCACUCCAACUCAACCAGCCACGCUCUCUUGCCAACUUUAUCAACGGUCAUGCGAUAUGGGUCUUGGCGUUCCCUUCAACAUUGCCAGUUACGCCCUCCUCACCAUUCUCAUUGCCCACGUCACUAAUUUGGUACCAGGCGAGUUCAUUCAUUGUCUGGGUGAUGCGCAUGUAUACAAGGAUCAUAUUGAUGCGCUCAAGGUGCAAUUGGAGCGGGAGCCCAGGCCGUUUCCCAGGAUCUAUAUCAAGGGUGGUGAGAGCAAAGCGACAACUGUCAAUGAGAUGGUGAAGGAGUUGGAAGAAUUUGAGUGGGAACGGCUGGAACUGGUCGGAUACGAACCAUACGGCAAGAUUGAGAUGAAAAUGUCAGUGUAGAUGUCAAGAUGGGUAUUUAAAAGAUUAUGUACAGAGGCGACUACAGACUAUAACAAAUACAAUUCAGCUAGUUCCCAUACCAAGCCAUA
Molecule: messenger RNA, 1392 nt
Organism: Spizellomyces punctatus DAOM BR117
Lineage: Eukaryota; Fungi; Chytridiomycota; Chytridiomycetes; Spizellomycetales; Spizellomycetaceae
Product: thymidylate synthase
Exons: 2
Coding region: 290-1303 (337 amino acids)
Biological process (GO): dTMP biosynthetic process
Cellular component (GO): cytosol; mitochondrion
Molecular function (GO): thymidylate synthase activity
Source: RefSeq, a predicted model, not a curated record